Messenger RNA from Amoebophrya sp. A120, 1998 nucleotides. Lineage: Eukaryota; Dinophyceae; Syndiniales; Amoebophryaceae. The record is from the annotation of a GenBank genome assembly.
AGGCCACCGUUAAUAUCGUGAUCUAUUUGAAGAAGAAAGAGAGCAAGAAAACGAAAAGAUCAAAUCGUUUUUCAAGUCGUGAACAAGCGCGAUCCUUGCUUACCAAUGUUGAGCUUGUAACAAACAUGGCUCUUCUGAUUCUCUCCUGACCGUCAAGGACUGGACUUCCGACGGCCAGUAAUAUCUUGUUCACACCUACUCUACAACCGGCCGGCAAUCAUGGGUAACCACUACGGUUUCUGCAGUUGCAUCCAGCAGGAUGAGGUUGGCGCAAAGGAAAAAUUCGGGGAAUUUAUCGGUUUCGCGGAGCCGGGGUUCCACUGCUUCCCCGUGCCAUGUGUCUGUGGUUUGAACGACAUGGUGGCAUCAAAACGGGUGCAAUUCGACACGGUCAGGUGCGAAACAAAGACGAAGGACCACGUAUACGAAGUUGUGCUGUAUUUUUAACCUGCAUUCUUUUUUCCGACAAUCUAAAUCUCUGUUGCGUGAUGUGUAUGCAACGUAGCAGCAUGACUUUCUUAUGCAUGCCGGUAUUUCAUCUUCUUCUGCAUCACAAAAAAUGAAAAUCCUAGGUCUUCGUCGAGGUUUCUAUCCAGGUUCAAUUUGAGGUGGACUACUCAAAUCUCGACACGCUCUAUAACGUGUUCUACAAAGUGGACUCCUUCACGACCAGGAUAGACCGGUAUGUCAAGGACAUCAUCCGGGCGAAGAUACCGUUGUUAACUCUCGACGAAUUGUUCCUCGACACGGCGUCGAUUAAAGAAGAUAUGUACGACCGCAUGAAGGAAGUUAUGGCCGUUUUCGGGUACCGGCUGCUUGACACUUUGCUCGUCGACAUCGAGCCGAACAAAAUGGUUGCCGGGGCCAUGAACGAGAUAGAAAAGGUAUCAAAAGGAAAAAUCCCCCCACCCCACAUUAAAAAGAAGUGUCUGAUGCUGGAUUUCAGUAGUACACAAAUCGGACUUGUCAUGCAGUAGAGGACUGCAGGCACAUGCCAAGCCUGAGCCGGGAUGUUUUGGCGUAGGCUCCUUGCAUGAAAAACGUCGAUGGUGUAGGCCCAACAGCAUCACAAACCGCCUGCAUGAUACGGCGGAUUCUCUGGAUUUGCCUGCAUGCAAGACAGACAGGAUUUGUGGCGACAAAUCCGCAUCACAGAUUUUCAGAAGGAUGCGCUUUGAAUAUGGGGAGGGGGGAUUUUUCCUCAUAAUAAAAGGAGAAAAGAUUAAGACUAGCGGCUUUCAACCGGGCGGAAGCGGACAAAAUCGCGAUUGUCAAGCACGGAGAGGCCACGGCGGAAGAAAAGUAUACAAUCGUAGUUGUUGUGAUGUUUUUUUCAAAAGAGUUUGUGAUGCAGAGUCAGCAUUGUCAUCUCUAGGUUUGUGUACUUACUUAAUUCCUUAUACGUGACGCAACAUUCCAUAAAUUGAAAUCUAUCAGGCGUCUCAAUGGUGAGGGGCUCGCGUAUGGCGUUCUCAAACGUUACAUUCUCAACUGUUGCAUGAUUUGUGAUGCAAGAAUGGCAACAGGGAAAGGCCGGAUCUUGUAACUCUUGCAUUACAAAUUCGGCACAGAUUCCCAUGCUGUUUAGCCCUUCCAAAAUUUGUCAUGCGAGGUAGCUUCACUGUGUGGACGUUAAUGCUCAUUCUGCAUGACAAAUCAUGUAACAGUUGAGACUGUAACAGUUGAGAACGCCAUAUCGCGAAGAUGCGCAACGCGAUCAUCGACGGCCUUUCAGAAUCGCUCGAUAUCUUCGAAUCUUCCACCGCCGCUACGGGCGAAGGGGGGAAGGAGGGGAAAAUCAAUCGGCACGAGGUUCUCGACUUGCUGUUAAUAGCGCAGUACUUCGACUACUUAGGGGAAGUCGGCGGGGGGAAGUUUUCGCUGAAGAGGAAAACCGAAUUUAACACGGAAACAAAUUUCUUGCAACAUAAUCCGGGGGCUAUGAAAACGGUUCGGGAAAUCAUCAAACAAAGUAUUGCCAGCCCGGAACUCGGGUGA